AUGGCCGUGGAAAACAUCAUCAUGGAUGAGUCUUCCACAUCAUCCAACGCGAGGAAACGCAAGCGCUCAGACAAUGAAGAACCACCUCCAGGCGACCAAUGCUCAUCUGCAACCGGUGAUCCGAACGAGCGCAAAUCGCCUCAUCAUCACGAGGGAGACGAUGAAGCGGCUUCAAAACACUAUGAAAGUGAAAGCAGCAUAUCGGACGAUGAAUCCGAUGACGAAGAGGAAGCGGGCAACAGUUCCUAUAGCGAAGAUCAGGAGAAGCUUCCCAAGUGCGCAGCAUUCGAUGAGAGGACGGUGGCGCUGCCGGAUCGAAUUCGCCACGUCACAAAAGACGCAGCCCAGAUCUUCGAUAUCCACGCUUGCAAAACGCAAGAAACUGAACGAUUGCGUGGAAAAUCGAACGAGAUUUGCGAGAUCCCCGUCCACGAUCCCAAGAUCAUUGCCUUUAUAGGACGCGGUGGACAGGGAAAAAGCUCUACCGUCAACUCGAUCAUCGACAGACCAGGGCUUGCCGAUGCGGGCAAUGGCGUGAACAGCGUAACCUGCGUCCCUACGAUAUACGAAACAGCACCCGAAGAGCAGAUACCCGAAUUUCAGCUACGAUCGAAUACUUCGACACUGCAGAGAUCAGCAAGCUUCUUGCUCUACCAGCAGGAACCAUGCGACCUAGUUGAGCAGAACGAGAAGUACGCCAGGCAGAGGACGGCUGUUUCCGUUUUUGCAGCUGCCUUCCGGCACAGGAAAGAUUUCUCUACCGACGAUGAGACUGCCAAGACGCUCUGUAAAAUCUGCAAAGCCAAUGGCACAUAUCAAGAAAAAGUCCAAGAAUUCGUGGAAAUCGUCGAAGCUGCCAUGGACCACCGAAUCUCAGGGAGCAAGCGCCAGGUCUCUGAGGAGCACCAGACCUUGGAGAAACUCCAUGAGUGGCUCAACUCCCGUAUCGGGAUUGAGGAGUCUCGAGUGCCCAAAGACCUAAGCCUGUCGCCUUUUGUGAAGCAGGCUACUAUUGGAGUGCGUGGCUCCAAAGUGCUGGAAUGUUGGAGAAUUGCAGACCUUCCCGGACUGGAUGACAUCCACAAGAACCUGCUGGCAACCUAUGGACCCAGUUUCAAAGACAAAUUCGACAUUGUCGUUACGAAGUGUGACGAUGGCCUGGAGGUUAAGCGGAUGAAAUCGUACGCACAACACGAACCGGAGCUCAAGUCGGGCUGUGAAGAUUGGGCCUUGUUCUUGGACCUAUUAGACAAUCGAAAACAGUAUCUAAAAAAGAGGUCUAGCAAAGAUGCGAAUGCACGACAAAAGCUUGACUCAUUGCAGGCGGCAAGGCCGCGAUGCAACAGCCUCUUUACCGCAAAGGCUGUCGAAUUUCGGAACAAGGACGCUAUAGCGAAAGCGCAGCCUUUGAUUGAGCGCUACGUUCCUGGCGUGGAGCCGCGGAUGUUCUGCAUUUCGAACAUGCAGUACGAGGCCCACAAGGACUCUUCCCUGGAUGUCGAGGCCAGAAUCAGCGUUAAGCUUACAGGUGUACCGGCCUUGCGCUCCCAACUUUUGUCCCUUGCAGGCCCCGACAAGUUCAAGAAAUUGCAGGAUUUCGUUGACUUUCCAUUCACUGACUGGAUCGCGAGCUGCAAGCUUUGGCUCCACAACACGUCCGAUGAACGAGACGAUGACCUGGUCUUGAUGAAUCAGGAAUCAAAACCAAAGGUCGCGCAUAUGUUCGGGGAAUUGGAGGACAACCUGAAGCAUGAGGCUGCUCGACCUAUCUUAAGCCAUCUUAAGGCAAGUGGGCCUGAGUAUGCUGCGUAUGCCGCGGAAAUUGUGGAUCACGACCUUAGGAAGCAGCAUUGGCCCACACUCGGUGCCUUCUUUCGCCGUUCAGGCACCUAUCGAGACCGGCCAUCCUGGAACUUGCGUUUUACAACAGGCGCGCGGUCUUUCGUCAACUCGGAAUGGGAACCUCUUACCAAGUCUGCAACCAAGCAGCUUGGAGAAGUCAAGGGAGCUGCUACCGCUAUGGCCGAAAGCAUGAAGCCACAUGGCCAGGCAAAGAAGGCCUUCGCCGGUGGUCCAGUUAACACAAUGGACGACACGUUGCAGGGGAAGAUUAAUGGCAUUCGUCAAGCGUUUGAACAAGCAGAGGCCAAGCUAGCGGAAGAUCUAAAGGUCACCCGUAUCAACGUAGCGGAAGGGAAUUUCUUCACCAAAGCCAUGAAGCCAGCCUAUGAGGAAUGCAACUCGCUCACUAGAGGCCUCACAAUCAGGAAGAGAUCGCUCGACGUCCUCCAGGCUCAUCUUACAAAAGAAGGCGACAGUAGCCCCUUUGCACUGUUCGUCGAUCGUAUCGAGCGAGCGAUCCAAAACAGCGUCAAGACCACGAUCGCCAAUCUCCAGAAGCAAACCCUUCUAAUCUUUCAGGAGAUCGAGAAGGACGACGAGUCCACCUUACAGGGUUAUAGACUCCACCCUGACGAGGAACACCUCCGGAACGACCUCGUGGAUUUCUUCGAGAAGUGGGACACAGAGAUUGAAGAGAUCAAGCGGGCUUGUACAGAGAUUGAGAAGGGAGGUCGUCGUACACAGCUGAUUCGAGAGCUCGAGAGCCUCACCUCAUGA
Zasmidium cellare ATCC 36951 is the source of this 2619-nucleotide messenger RNA. RefSeq lists its product as uncharacterized. The record is from RefSeq and is a predicted model, not a curated record. The coding region runs from base 1 to 2619 and encodes 872 amino acids. NCBI's taxonomy places the organism in Eukaryota, Fungi, Ascomycota, Dothideomycetes, Mycosphaerellales, Mycosphaerellaceae. The transcript is spliced from 8 exons.